Molecule: messenger RNA, 1798 nt
Organism: Corylus avellana
Lineage: Eukaryota; Viridiplantae; Streptophyta; Magnoliopsida; Fagales; Betulaceae
Product: protein NRT1/ PTR FAMILY 5.5-like
Biological process (GO): transmembrane transport
Cellular component (GO): membrane
Molecular function (GO): transmembrane transporter activity
Source: RefSeq, a predicted model, not a curated record
UUAGCUCAUCAGGCGGUGACCAACCAAAAAUUUUUACUUUGGAAGUGUUUUGGGUACCAACAGCAGGGAGGGAGCUCUGCCCUGUUGGCUUUGGGAUAUGUCUCAGCUAGUACUGUUAUCACCGUUAAUGGCUUUCUUAAGCCGCCUCAAAUCUUAUUUGUUUGUGUUUAUCCAAGGGAAAGUUUCUUUCUGGUCCAUUGUAGUUCUGGGAUGGGCUGGUAGGCUAGCGGAAUACGCCUUGUGGUCGAGAAUGACAUACUUAACAGAGUUGGGACUUGACACCACCCAUGCUGCUGCAAUUGUAAAUGUGUGUACUGGUGUAGAGACUAUAAUGCCUACCGGCAUGGCUUUCCUUGUAGAUGCUUUUGUGAGUGACUAUCGGAUGCUCUUGUUCUCCAGUACUCUUGCUUAUAGCUUAGGGAUAUGCAUCUUGGCAAUGUCAACACCAACGCUACUCUCUAAAUAUGUAGGCCCCAUGCCAUGUGAUAACGGUCCAGCUAAGUGCAUUACGGACGCUCGAAAAGCGCUGUUUUAUAUAUCAAUACCCUUCAUAAUCAUUGGGGUAUCUGGUCAUGUGGCAUCCUUGGGUUGUUUUCUAAAGAAAAAAGAGCCGAUCGAAACAGAAAGUUUAAAAAGGAAAUUCAUGAGCUUCUUUUGGAAAUUCAUACUCUGCCUCGUUCCGAUGAUUAUCACCUUUGCGCUUUCAUUUUUGCCAUGGUUUGGCCAAUAUGGAAUACCAGCAAUAGUAUUGAUGGUGGUAGCUCUUCUGUUUGUGAGUGUCUCAGGCUCAUACAAAUAUGCCACACCACAGGGGAGUCCUCUGAUCACUAUUUUUAGAGUCUUCGUAGCAUCUGCUUCCAAGAUGUUUUGUCCACGGGAUGCUCAAGUACUUCAUGAAAACCGACCUAGUUCUUGCCGCUUGCCUCACACCCAAGGCCUCAGGUGUCUUGACAAGGCUGCAAUUGUAAUUUCAACCCAAAAUUUAGAGCAACAAGAACAAAAUAGAUGGAAACUUUGCAGUGUAUCAGAAGUAGAGGAAACAAAAAUCUUUAUACGCAUGAUACCUAUGUGGGUGAGCUUCAUCAUGUGUGGGGUCAUAUCAUCGGUAGGAGACACUUAUUUUUUGGAUCAAGCAGGCAGUUUGGAUCCUAAGAUUGGAAAAGUGGAGGCUCCUGUUUUUACAUUACUAAUCUUCCAAAAAAUUGUAGAAUUAAUGUUUUCCGAAGUCACUAAGGAGUUAGUUAAAAAGGGAUCAAGUAAAUAUGCAGCCCCAAUAGGAAAUAUAGUCGCAACGAUAUUUUCUAUACUAUGUUGUAUCACGGCUGCAAAAGUGGAGACCAAGAGGCUACACAAGACUCCAAGCGAUUUUAAUGAUAAUGAUCCCAAUGAGCAUAUCCCACUGAGCAUGUUCUGGCUUCUUCCACAGUUUUUCCUUCUUGGUGCCGUUGAUGGAAUCUCUCAUAACCUUUUUAGUGAUGAUGAUGAAAUCUCUGGAUUCAACAUUGCUUGUUUCUUCAACGGUAAAGUUCCUGACUCCAUAAUCUCCUACUUGAAAAUUUUCAGCGAUAGCGUAUUUGGAAUCGGAAAUUUGGGAAGUGCCAUUUUAGGUUCUAUAUUGGGACCAAUUUGGCUUGACUACACAUUGAGCGAAAGUCAUUUCGAUAACUACUAUUGGACACUUGCAGUUUUGAGUUCCAUAAAUCUUGUCGUCUCCAUCUUGGUGGUAAUUUGGUACCGCUAUAAACACUCGGCAAUUGAAGAGAACAGAAUGUCAGAGACUCAAUUAUCAACACGUUGA